Messenger RNA from Amoebophrya sp. A120, 459 nucleotides. Lineage: Eukaryota; Dinophyceae; Syndiniales; Amoebophryaceae. The record is from the annotation of a GenBank genome assembly.
GCGACAAGAAGCAUCUGCAUAAGCCAAAACGUCAUCUUCCGAAUCGGACAUGUCGGCUGCUGCGUUUCAAUAUAAUCGAGACAUUGCCUCAACUCCCCGAUGGCGAGAGCAUCAUCCUUCACAUCGGUACUCCACCCGGUACCGGCCUUAUGCGAUAACGACUGAUGAUUGCGGCCUACUGACCGCGAAGGACAGCUGCAGUACAGAAGGCGCACCCAGCCUGGUUCAAAACUUCAACGAUCGCGCAGUGCUUUCUGGCCGCGGCGUGGAUAUUGCUGAAGAAGCGUGCGGUGGCGGUGUUGGGUGCGGGAAGAUCAGGGAUUAUAUUGUUUUGUUUUUAUUCAUAGCACAUCUGAGGCAGCCUUCAAUGUCAAAAUUUAUAUUCGGGUCCUGACGGGAGUAUGAUUGUUUGUCUUCGGGCUGCUAGCGGAAAUAAAUUGAAUUACAGUCCACUCACCU